Molecule: messenger RNA, 1069 nt
Organism: Bursaphelenchus xylophilus (pine wood nematode)
Lineage: Eukaryota; Metazoa; Nematoda; Chromadorea; Rhabditida; Aphelenchoididae
Source: the annotation of a GenBank genome assembly
AUGGAUUACGAGAACCGCAUCAAAGCUUACCGGUUCGUCGCCUACUCGACGGUGGCCUUUUCGGUCAUCUCCGUCGUGACGGUCUGCUUCACGCUGCCCAUGUUGCACAACUACGUGCAGCGCGUCUCCGACGCCAUGGACAGAGAGCUUGCCAUGUGCAAGGUAAGCCCAGUUCUUGGCUUUUUUCGAAAUUUUCUGGCUCCGAAUUUUCGUAGCUACCUUCGUUUAGAAGCUGGCUACAUUUUGGAUUUAAUUUUUGGCCCAAAAUUUAACUUAAUUUUGCAAAAAAAAUCGUUUCAUGGUUUAAUACCUCCGUUUCCAGGGCUCCGCCAGUGACAUCUGGUCCGAAGUCAACCAUCUGAAGCAGAUCCCAUUCGCCGGCAACCGUACCGCUCGUCAGGCCGGCUAUGGCGACGCCGCUGUUGGAGGUGGGGCCGCUGCCGCUGGCUCUUGCGAGGCCUGCUGCUCCGGUGGCGAGGCCGGCCCACCAGGUCCACCCGGAAACCCCGGACGCCCCGGUAACCCCGGAGCGCCAGGAACCCCCGGACAACCUGGCCGUCCAUCCACUCAACCAUGCGAACCCGUCACCCCACCCCCAUGCAAGCCCUGCCCAGGAGGACCACCCGGCCCACCCGGACCACCAGGAGCUCCAGGAGACAAGGGACCCGACGGACAGCCCGGCCAGAGCGGAGGAAACCCCAUUCCCGGCCCACCCGGACCAAAGGGACCCCCAGGCCCACCAGGACCCCCAGGAAACCCAGGACAGCCCGGUCAAGCCGGACAGCCCGCCCAAUCCCAGGACGCCGGACCAGGUGCCCCAGGACCCGCCGGAGACGCCGGACCACCAGGACCACCCGGCCCACCAGGACAGCCCGGUCAACCAGGAGGCCCAGGACAACCCGGACCCAAGGGACCACCCGGCCAGCCCGGAGCUCCCGGAAACGACGGACAGCCCGGCCAGCCCGGUCAGCCCGGUCCCCCAGGAGGCCCCGGAGAGAAGGGUAUCUGCCCCAAAUACUGCGCCAUCGACGGUGGAGUCUUCUUCGAGGACGGAACCCGACGCCGUUAA